UCACCUCCCCCGCCGCUCUAGGCUGUAGGAUGGUAGCGCACAGCAAGGUGUCAGCAGAUAAUGCAGUUGGAGCUGACCCCAGACGUCUACUUGAGCCUCCAGCACGGGAUCGUGCCCAGGCACGAGGCUUCCAGGGCCGAGCUGGCACUCUGCAGGCACAGGGCAACACGCACUUCCGAACCUUUCGCUCGCAGGCGGAUUUCAGCAGCAUCACCCGGGCCAGCAGCCUGCUGGAUGCCUGUGGCUUCUACUGGGGACCUCUGAGCGUCAGUGCUGCCCACGAGAAGCUCAAGUCUGAGCCCGAGGGCACCUUCCUCAUCAGGGACAGCACACAGAAGAAUUGCUUCUUUGCCAUCAGUGUUAAGACUGCGACUGGGCCCACCAGCAUCAGGAUUAACUUCCAGACUGGGCGUUUCAGCCUGGAUGGCAGCAAAGAGACUUUUGACUGCCUUUUUAAGCUGCUGGAACAUUACCUAAGCUCCCCCAGGAAGGUACUGGUCACCCCCCUGCGCAGGGUCCGGGUGCAGCCGCUGCAGGAGCUCUGCCGGAAAACCAUCGUCAAGACUUUUGGAGGAGAGAACUUAAACCAGAUCCCCCUCAAUCCUGUUCUAAAGGACUAUCUGAAAUCCUUCCCAUUUCAGAUCUAAGUGCAGCAUUAACUGUAUGUACGUGUGAGAGAUGUGUAAGGAAAUCCAGCUUCCUGGGUUUUUAAAUAUGUUUGACAGUGAGCAAACUUAUUUUUGUAGCAGUUUACUGUAUUUUGGGAUAGAACUUGAACACUUGACUUCUUAUGUUUACAAAAACUGUUUGCACAAACCUGGGGUUUUAAAACCCUGGCAUAGUUUUUCUGCCAAGCAGAGUAUAUUAUUAUUUUAUAGUAUUUUUAAUGAUAUUAACAUAAUAAACUUUACUGUGACAG
Messenger RNA from Acanthisitta chloris (rifleman), 919 nucleotides. It is a transcript of the gene SOCS1, whose product is annotated as suppressor of cytokine signaling 1. Gene Ontology annotation, molecular function: 1-phosphatidylinositol-3-kinase regulator activity. NCBI's taxonomy places the organism in Eukaryota, Metazoa, Chordata, Aves, Passeriformes, Acanthisittidae. Gene Ontology annotation, cellular component: phosphatidylinositol 3-kinase complex. Gene Ontology annotation, biological process: phosphatidylinositol phosphate biosynthetic process; intracellular signal transduction. The transcript has a single exon. The record is from RefSeq and is a predicted model, not a curated record. The coding region runs from base 30 to 647 and encodes 205 amino acids.